UUAAUCCAUGUUCCGGCUUGCUAAGGUGCGUGAGAGGAAGGCCCGAGAUCUGGAUCACGUGAGAUGCGUGAAGGACAGCAAUGGUAGUGUGCUAGUUGAGACUGCCAAGGUGGCUAAGCGCUGGGGGGAGUACUUUAGUGAACUCUUAAAUGCGGGAGGAGACCAGAGGCUAGUUCUUGAUGAGUUGGGGCAGUCCGGGGCGUCUCGUGUGUAUUGCCGGCGCAUUUGCCAGGAAGAGGUGGUUCGGGCUCUCCGCGGGAUGCGUAGUGGGAGAGCUCUAGGGCCAGAUCAGAUUCUGGUGGAGUUUUGGAAGCAUGCGGGUCAUGGUGCGAGGGUUUGGUUAACUAAACUCUUCAAUGUUAUCCUCCGGACAGCAAGGAUGCCUGAUGAGUGGAGGGAGAGUCUCUUGGUCCCUCUGUUAAGGCAAAGGAGACAUUUAGAGCUGCGAGAAUUACAGAGAUCAACUACAGAGGCCAUUCAUCUCGUGAGGAGGUUAAUGGAAGAGUAUAGGGCUAGGAAGAAGGACCUCCAUAUGGUUUUUAUUGACCUUGAGAAGGCGUACAAUAGGGUGCCAAAGGGAGGGAUGGGGUUGCACCAGGGGUCUACCCUUAGCCCUUUUUUGUUCGCCUUGGUGAUGGACGUCCUGACUCAAGAUGUUCAAGAAGGGGUCCCAUGGUGCAUGCUUUUUGCGGAUGAUAUUGUGCUUAUCGACGACACGCGUGAGGGACUAAACGAUAAGUUGGAACUAUGGCGCCUUGCCCUUGAGACUAAAAGAUUCAGAAUUAGUAGGAACAAGACUGAAUACAUGGAAUGUCGUUCCAGCGGCCGGGAAACAGAAUCAGAAGUGGAAGUUAGGAUUGACUCUCACCUAGUACCUAAGGUAGACAGGUUCCGAUAUCUUGGCUCGGUAAUCCAGGCUGAUGGGGAGUUAGAUGGGGAUGUUGGACAUCGUGUUGGAGUGGCUUGGGCUAAAUGGCGGUUAGCUUCAGGGGUGUUGUGCGAUCCGAAGAUUUCGCCCAGGAUGAAAGGUAAGUUCUAUCGAUCCGUAGUCAGACCUGCUAUGUUAUAUGGGGCAGAGUGUUGGGCGGUUAAGAAGACUCAUGUGCGUCGUCUGCAUGCGGUGGAGAUGCGGAUGUUACGAUGGAUGUGUGGGAAGACAAGGUGCGAUAGGAUUUCGAACGAAGUUAUCCGACGUUAGGUGGGCAUGGCACCGGUGGAAGAUAAGUUGCGGGAAGCGAGGUUGAGAUGGUUUGGUCAUGUGAGACGGCAGGAUGCUGACGCCCCUGUACGGAGAUGCGAGAGAAUUACGGUUAUCGGGGAAAGUAGGGGAAGGGGUAGACCUAAGAAGAAUUGGAGGGAGGUGAUUAGGCAGGAUUUAGGAACCCUCACCCUGACGGAGGAUAUGGCCUUAGAUAGGAACCUUUGGAGAACUAGGAUUAAAGUAGCUGGAUAGGA
Molecule: messenger RNA, 1455 nt
Organism: Cuscuta campestris
Lineage: Eukaryota; Viridiplantae; Streptophyta; Magnoliopsida; Solanales; Convolvulaceae
Source: the annotation of a GenBank genome assembly